AUGCUGCGCUCACGGAACGCAGAUCCACAGAAAACGGAAGACGAUCCACAGAAAACGGAAGACGAUCCACAGAAAACGGAAGACGAUCCACAGAAAACGGAAGACGAUCCACAGAAAACGGAAGACGAUCCACAGAAAACGGAAGACGGAGGCUCCUCUCAAUGCUCUUUUCUUGUGACUCUCUGCGCUCUCCCGUUAUCGAUCGUUGGGUUGAUGCUGAACUGA
Messenger RNA from Fasciola hepatica (liver fluke), 225 nucleotides. The record is from the annotation of a GenBank genome assembly. Lineage: Eukaryota; Metazoa; Platyhelminthes; Trematoda; Plagiorchiida; Fasciolidae.